This is a messenger RNA of Podospora pseudocomata, 859 nucleotides long. RefSeq lists its product as uncharacterized. The transcript has 3 exons. The record is from RefSeq and is a predicted model, not a curated record. Lineage: Eukaryota; Fungi; Ascomycota; Sordariomycetes; Sordariales; Podosporaceae. Bases 290 to 859 code for a protein of 189 amino acids.
CGCACAUAUAAGUGUUAUUUCCAUCCAUUAUUCAUGGCCUUCACUUUACCCUUUCUUGUUUUAUCCUGACUCGAGUCGCGACUGAUUUCUAUAUUACCACUCACUAAAGAAUUCUGCCGGCCCCACAAAAUUUCAGGUACAAAUCAAGUCGCUUCCGCUCCUGCCCUUCUCUCUUUUCUGUUCUCUCUCCAACCUCUUCCACCUUGCAAACUCUCUUAUUCCCAAUCCCACCCAGCACCACCACAGCCUCAAGUGGGUUCAACUCCCCUGGUCCGAUUCACAAGCACUCAUGGGACAAAUCCCACCCUGGCAAAUCGACCAAAGAGGAUGUCAAACAGAACCCCAUGACGGGGAUAUAUUCUCCGCUUGUCGACGAUUUGCCGCACUACGAACCGUUGAUUCCGCUCCCUGCUGCCGCCAAAACAAGACGGCGAUGACCCAGAAAACUCCAUCCCCCGAUCCCGCUGGCGAUUUUGCCAUUUCGGAUCCGAUGACUCCCGUCAGCGGACCCAUCAUUCAAGUAAGCCCACACCUCUGGUGUCGCAGCGCACUCAUUUUCUUUCUUUUCUUCGACAUGCUGCCUGUGUCGUAUAUCACGUCGACGCAAAAACGGGGAGAAUUUUCGAGCGAUUUUACUGCGGCAGCUGCCAUUUCUCACGAUGGCGGUUGGAGAUCCAUUAUAAAUCUUUCCUCACCGGACCGCAGGACUCUUGUUUGCUCCAUCCUCUACAGUUCCGAACCGAUUGAACCCUGGCAACAGCGACCGCCAUUCCAAACGUCCCCUACUUUGGGGACGGACGGUACCCUGGGGUGUCUGUUUACAGCGGCAGAGGUCCAAUUACUCUGGUUGACUCGGUGA